CCUAUAUAUGCGUGCCGCAGCCGCCUCGCAGCAUUCGCAGUGGACGCCCGCCGCAGCCAUGAAGGCCGCCCUGCUGCUCGUUUCGGCGCUCGCCGUCGUCGCAUUGGCCGCCCCCGAAGAGAAGUACACCACCAAGUACGAUAACGUCAACCUGGACGAGAUCCUCGCCAACGACCGCCUGCUCAGCAACUACGUCAAGUGUCUGCUCGAGGAUGGAGACGCCAGCUGCACCGCUGAUGGCAAGGAGCUGAAGAAAGUCCUUCCUGACGCUUUGAAGGACGAAUGUUCCAAAUGCAACGACAGGCAGAAGGAGGGCUCGAGAAAAGUUCUGAAACAUCUCAUCAACCACAAGCAAGAGACGUGGCAAAAGCUGAAGGCCAAGUAUGACCCCGAAGGGAAGUUCUCCAAAAAAUACGAGGAUAAGGAGAAGGAACUUCAUGCGUAAACGCUGUACCGCAACCUACGUUUUUUAAUAAAAUUUGUUUUGUUAUUCUACAA
Schistocerca nitens (vagrant locust) is the source of this 498-nucleotide messenger RNA. Its product is annotated as ejaculatory bulb-specific protein 3-like. Lineage: Eukaryota; Metazoa; Arthropoda; Insecta; Orthoptera; Acrididae. The coding region runs from base 8 to 445 and encodes 145 amino acids. The record is from RefSeq and is a predicted model, not a curated record. The transcript is spliced from 2 exons.